GUAUCAUCUUCACGGCCUUGACUUUUCUCCGUUUAAGAAUAAAUUCAUCGCAAAAUGAAAAAGAAAUCACAAACACGUUUGUGUGUCCGUGUGUUGUUUCUCAGUCACGAGAUUUCAUUUUGCCACAACGACAAGAAGUGCAUCGGUGUGUUUGACAAAAAAAACGCAAUACAAUGAAUAGAACGUUUUUGGCCCUGUUGGCGCUGACCUCGGGGGCGGCGUGCGACGUCGCCCACUUGGUGCACGUCCAGCAAACCGAGCCGUCAACACCGCCGCCGCCCCCAAAGCCGUACGCUUUUGGUUACGCCGCCGGUCGUUUCCCCGGCCACAUCGACCGGACGCAUUCGGAGGUUUCCGACGGUUCGGGGGUGGUCCAAGGCUCGUACUCGUAUGUGGAUCCCCGGUUUAAGAUCCGCACUGUUGAGUACACGGCCGAUAAGAACGGCUUUCACCCGGUUUUGAAUUUCGCGCCAGAGCCGCUCCCAUCCGACACGCCGGUGGUGGCGGCGGCCAAGCACCGCCAUCUCGUGCAGUUCGCAAACAUCGCCAACGCCAGGCAUGCCGCCCCCGGGACGGUCGUGGUGCCAGUCGACUCGGUGGCGGUGAGCCGCGCCAAGGACAAGCAUUUCAAGCUGUUCCAGAAAAUCGCAGAGGAGCAUGCCAGGCUGGCGGCGGCGCAGGAGGCGCAAGGGGGCACCGAAAAGCCCAUUUAUUGAAUUGUUUAAUUGCGAAUAAAGUUUUUUGAGCAAGGUG
Tribolium castaneum (red flour beetle) is the source of this 753-nucleotide messenger RNA. RefSeq names its product larval cuticle protein A2B. Lineage: Eukaryota; Metazoa; Arthropoda; Insecta; Coleoptera; Tenebrionidae. The record is from RefSeq and is a predicted model, not a curated record. Gene Ontology annotation, cellular component: extracellular matrix. The transcript has 3 exons. The coding region runs from base 174 to 716 and encodes 180 amino acids.